AUGGAACUAGGGUUUAAGUUUCAGAGACAGCUGCAAGGAGGCGGCGGCGGCGGCGGAGACGGCGGCGAAGACUCCCCAGUGUCGUUAGAUGAUGCUUACCUCAACAACCUCUGCCCCGGCGUCAGCUUCCGAGCUUUGCUCACCUACAGUUCCUCAGAAGAAGGACCUCCGUACAAAUUCAUCUCCGAUGCUCCCGGCGGCGGCGUCGCCGUCCCUAGAAAAGAAAAGGAUAGGUGCAGAAGAAAGAAGAGGGGAAAGGGUAAUGAGGUAGGGGAGAAGACGAGGUGCUUACGGAAGCUGCUGCCAUGGGAAGGGAAAAUGGAUAUGGGGACCGUACUAGAGGAGGCGUACAAAUACAUCAAGUUUCUAAGGGCGCAGGUUAGCGCGCUCCAGUCGAUGCCACGUCAGAGCACACAUACAUCCGGCGGGGGCGGCGGCGGAGGAGAAUUGGGGAGGCUGAACAGACAGCAGCUGAUGCAGGUGGUGGUUAACUCGCCGGUGGCACAGAGACAGCUGUACACAAACGAGUGCUGCAUUUACUCUGUUGAACAACAAAUCUAG
Erythranthe guttata (spotted monkey flower) is the source of this 561-nucleotide messenger RNA. RefSeq names its product basic helix-loop-helix (bHLH) DNA-binding superfamily protein. NCBI's taxonomy places the organism in Eukaryota, Viridiplantae, Streptophyta, Magnoliopsida, Lamiales, Phrymaceae. Gene Ontology annotation, molecular function: DNA-binding transcription factor activity; protein dimerization activity. The record is from RefSeq and is a predicted model, not a curated record. Gene Ontology annotation, biological process: regulation of DNA-templated transcription.